GCUGGGCUGGCGGCGGCCGCGGCAGCGUCGGGACUCGCGGGAAGGCGCUGCCCGGGGCGGCUCAACAGUUCGCAAAGUCCGGGCUUGCGGCCUCGCUGCUCCUUCCGCGCCCCAUCGGCACAGGGGCGCGGGGUCCCCGGGCUGCAGCAUCCUGGGGCUGCCCCGGACAUGCCCCGCAUCCCCUGCCGGACUUUGGGACUAGAGCGUCCCCCCAACCUAACUUUUCACUUUGGGGUCCCCCAGCCCAAGAGGAACGGGUGGCCCGGCUGGGGGAGCCCCGGGUGUGGUGUGACGGGGCGGUCAGCUUUGCCGCGCCCCCGCUCCAGCCGUCCGUCGUCUCUGUGCCCUCCAGAAUGUAGCUGCUGUCUCCGCGCCCCCCGGACGUCAGCCGCUGUCUUCGCGUGUCCCUGACUCCAGUCGCGGUCUCCGCGAUCCCGGGACUAGAGCGGCUGUUGCCACGUCUCCGUGAUUCCAGUCGCCGUCUCCGCGAUCCCCGGACUUCAGCUGCUGUCUCCGCGUCUCCCUGCCUCCAGCCACCGACUCCACGCCCUCCGAAUUCCAGCAGCCGUCUCGGCGACCCCCUCUGUCUUCGCGCGCCCGGGACUCUCGCAGCCGUCCCCGCGACCGCCGGGGUUUGGCCAUUGUCUCCGCGACCCCCUGACCCAGACUCCAGCCGCGGUCUGCGUGCUCCCCGGGAUCCAGCUUCGCGCCGGUGCGGGCGAGUGCAGCCGCUGCCCCACCGCGUGCCCGGAGCCCGGCCCGGCCUCGGCGAGGAGAUGAACGCGCCGCUGGACGGCCUGUCGGUGAGCUCGUCCUCCACCGGCUCGCUGGGCUCGGCGGCCGGGGCGGGCGGCGGCGGCGGCGGGGGCUCGGGGCUGCGGCUGCUGUCUGCCAACGUGCGCCAGCUGCACCAGGCGCUGACCGCGCUGCUGAGCGAGGCUGAGCGGGAGCAGUUCACGCACUGCCUGAAUGCGUACCACGCGCGCCGCAACGUCUUCGACUUGGUGCGCACCCUGCGCGUCCUGCUGGACAGCCCGGUCAAGCGGCGCCUGCUUCCCAUGCUGCGCCUGGUCAUCCCGCGCUCCGACCAGUUGCUCUUCGACCAGUACACGGCGGAGGGCCUCUACCUGCCCGCCGCUGCUCCCUACCGGCAGCCCUGCUGGGGCGGCCCCGACGGCGCGGGGCCGGGAGAGGUGCGCCUGGUGAGCCUGCGGCGCGCCAAGGCGCACGAGGGCUUGGGCUUCAGCAUCCGCGGGGGCUCGGAGCACGGCGUGGGCAUCUAUGUGUCGCUGGUGGAGCCAGGCUCUCUGGCCGAGAAGGAAGGGUUGCUGGUCGGGGACCAAAUUCUGCGCGUCAACGACAAGUCCUUGGCCCGGGUGACUCACGCUGAGGCCGUCAAGGCUCUGAAGGGUUCCAAGAAGCUGGUGCUGUCCGUGUACUCAGCGGGACGCAUCCCCGGGGGCUACAUCACCAACCACAUCUACACCUGGGUGGACCCGCAGGGCCGCAGCACCUCUCCGCCUGCCGGCCUGCCCCCGUCCCGCGGCGGCUCCCUGGGGCAGCGCGAGGGCGACCGGAGGAGUGGCCUGCACCUCCUGGCAGAGGGGGAUGAGAAAAAGGUGAACCUGGUGCUGGGGGACGGCCGGUCUCUGGGCCUCACCAUCCGCGGGGGAGCUGAGUAUGGCCUGGGCAUUUAUAUCACCGGUGUGGACCCCGGCUCUGAAGCAGAGAGCAGCGGGCUCAAGGUUGGGGACCAGAUUCUGGGGGUGAAUGGGCAGAGCUUCCUGACCAUCCUGCACGACGAGGCGGUGAAGCUGCUCAAGUCAUCUCGGCACCUCAUCCUGACCGUGAAGGACGUCGGGAGGCUGCCCCACGCCCGCACCACUGUGGACGAGACCAAGUGGAUUGCCAGUUCCCGGAUUGGGGAGAUCGCCACGAAUUCGGCAGGGUUUCCUGGCGAUCUUGCAGUAGAUGGGACCAAUAAGCUCGGCUUCUACAAGGGGCUGGCCGGCUCCCAGGUGACCCUGAGCAGCCUGGGGAACCAGACCCGCGUGCUGCUGGAGGAGCAGGCGCGGCACCUGCUGAGCGAACAGGAACGUGCCACCAUGGCCUACUACCUGGACGAGUACCGCGGCGGCAGCGUCUCCGUGGAGGCCCUUGCCAUGGCCCUGUUCGAGCUACUCGACACCCACGCCAAGUUCUCUCUCCUCUCCGAGGUGAGAGGCACCAUCUCCCCACAAGACCUGGACCGCUUCGAUCACCUGGUGCUGAGGCAGGAAAUCGAGUCGAUGAAGGCGCGGCAGCCCCAGGGCCCUGGGGCCGGGGACACUUAUUCUGUGGUCUCCUACAGUGACACAGCCUCGUUCACAGGCAGCCACGGCACCUCCACCACCGUCAGCUCGGCCAGGGAGCGGCUGCUGUGGCUUAUAGACCUGAUGGAGAACACCCUGGACCUGGAGGAGACUGGUGAAGCUGUCCAGGGCAGUGUCAACACCCUCUCAGAUGUUUCCCUGGAUGAUGUCAAAUCUGUCUCCAAGGGGCUGCCCAACUUCAGGCCACCGCCUCCCCCGCCACCUCUGGCCCAAGGCCUUGCCCGGCCGCCGGCGCAGCCAAGGAAGCCAGCUAGAGAAGAUCUCCAGCCAACCUCCUCCGAGCCUUCCCAUUCAGGCAUCAUCUUCUCGGCUCUGCAGAACCACAGCCCGCCAGCGGGCACCGCACCGGCCCCAGGGGCUUCCCCAGCACAGGACUCGCCCUCCUCGCCCAUCUAUGCCUCCAUCUCCCCUGCCAACCCCAGCUCCAAGAGGCCGCUGGACACCCACCUGGCCCUGGUCAACCAGCACCCCAUCGGCCCCUUCCCGCGGGUCCAGUCGCCUCCGCACCUGAAAAGCCCUCCUGCAGAGGCCACGGUGGCCGGGGGCUGCCUUCCGCCACCCUCGCCCUCCAGCCACCCCGACCCGACAGGCACGAACCAGCACUUUGUCAUGGUGGAGGUGCACCGGCCCGACAGCGAGCCGGAUGUGAACGAAGUGAGGGCGCUGCCCCAGACGCGUGCAGCCUCCACGCUCUCCCAGCUCUCUGACAGUGGGCAGACGCUGAGCGAGGACAGUGGCGUGGACGCCGGUGAGGCCGAGGCCAGCGCCCCAGGCCGAGGCAGGCAGACAGUGUCCACCAAGAGCAGGAGUAGCAAGGAGCUGCCUCAGAAUGAGAGGACUACUGAGGGGGCCACCAAACCGCCUGGGCUUCUGGAGCCCACGUCCACCCUGGUCCGUGUGAAGAAGAGUGCGGCCACCCUGGGCAUCGCCAUCGAGGGGGGCGCCAACACCCGCCAGCCCCUGCCUAGGAUUGUCACUAUUCAGCGAGGCGGCUCAGCCCACAACUGUGGGCAGCUCAAGGUGGGCCACGUGAUCCUGGAAGUGAACGGGCUGACACUGAGGGGCAAGGAGCAUCGGGAGGCCGCCCGCAUCAUCGCCGAGGCCUUCAAGACCAAGGACCGGGACUACGUGGACUUCCUGGUCACCGAGUUCAAUGUGCCGCUCUAGGGGCUGAGGCUUCAAGGCCUCCCACCGUGACCCGGCCCCAGGUCCCGGGCCCCUCUCCCUCCUGGCACUCGCAAGCUUCCUUGAGGGGCUGGGGCUGCAUGGCCAGGGUAGCAGGAAGACAUCCCUCAACUCCACCCUGGCCCACUGGACCAGAUCCAGGGGAAGACGAGAGCUGGCGAGGCAGACAGAAAGGUCAGGUCGGGCCCCCGUGCCAUGCCGGGUACACAGUAGGCGCUCAAAUCUGUGUGGGUUGUGGGAAGGGGAGAAAGAGAAGGGCUGAGCACCUGCAUCUUGGCACAUCCAACUGAAGCUACAGGGCCUGUUUCUCUGGGUUGGUGGGUGGUGCCCAGCCCAGCCCCGAUGCCUGAGCCUUUGUCAGGGUGGGGGGUCCCAUGAGAAUCUGUGGACCCAGGCCCCCGCCAGGGGGCAUCUCGCAAGCCCUUCAGUGCCACAAAUAAGCAUCAAGCACCCCCCACCCCAUCCCCCUGCCUCCUUAUCCCCCAUGGUAUGUAUUAUUUCCCUCCCUGCAACCCUGAGGGCCCCAGGGCCCCGUCUUCCCACUGCUCCCCAGCCCAUCCCAGAGGCCCUGCAGGUGACCAGCAGUAUCAGUGUAUUUAUAUACAGAGCUUAUGACUUUAAUUUUUCAAUAAAGAAAUCUGAACAAGGUUAGAA
This is a messenger RNA of Choloepus didactylus (southern two-toed sloth), 4211 nucleotides long. It is a transcript of the gene WHRN, whose product is annotated as whirlin. Gene Ontology annotation, cellular component: photoreceptor inner segment; stereocilium tip; cilium. Gene Ontology annotation, biological process: auditory receptor cell stereocilium organization; sensory perception of sound. Bases 777 to 3539 code for a protein of 920 amino acids. The transcript has 13 exons. Gene Ontology annotation, molecular function: protein binding. The record is from RefSeq and is a predicted model, not a curated record. Lineage: Eukaryota; Metazoa; Chordata; Mammalia; Pilosa; Megalonychidae.